AUGGGAAAAUCAAUCAUGCUUAUCUUGGUCUGCUUCUUUGCUUUGUAGGCCUUAGAAACAUAGACAUUGGAGAAGGACGAAGUUGACAUGGUAAAACUAAAUGCACUUUUUGAAACAAACUAUCAAGGAUAACUCUAUUCUGGUUAUCUUAGCGCAAAAGAUGAUGGAUCAGUCGAGUUUCAUUACCUUUUUUAUCCAGCUAUCGAUUCAUCUUCUGAAAAACCUUUGAUAUUAUGGUUACUUGGAGGACCAGGAUGUUCAUCUAUGAUUGCAGCAUUUACAGAAAGUGGUCCAUACACCUUCAUUCCUGAAUCUAUUUAAUUUGAAGAGAACCCACAUACCUGGACAUCGUUUGCCAACAUGCUUUACAUUGAAUCUCCAAUAUCUGUUGGAUAUUCUUAUGGCCCAGCUGGAGCAUAAUCUGAUGAAUCAACUGCUUAAUACAACAUGCAUGCAUUAAUUGAGUUUUUUGUUAGAUUUCCUAACUUCAAAAACUAAAAAUUCUAUAUUGGUGGUGAAUCCUAUGCUGGUAUCUAUGUACCAACCUUGACUCAAGAGAUUAUAAAGUAUAAUAAACAACCAGUUAAUCCUGAAGUCUUAAAAAUAAACAUUUAAGGCAUAAUUAUCGGUAAUGGUUGCACUGAUCCAAGCGAAUGUACUUUACAGGGAUAUCUUUUUCCGAUACAUAGAUUAAACUUUUUUGGAAGACAUGGCUUCAUUAGUGAAGAAACCUAUUAAAAAAUAAUUAAUCAUUCCGAAGAAUGCUACGGAUCUGCAACACCCUAAUGCCAAGCAUUAGCCUAUGAAGCCUUAGCUUAAAUUUCUGGACCUUAAUAUUCCUAUCAGGUGAAUUAAUAUAAUGUUUAUUCCAAAUGCAUUAUUUAAACUCCUGAAGGAAGCUCAAGAAUGAAAAGCCCACUUCGAGUUUCAAAUGAGGAGAAAGAUGACUCUGAUGUACCUCCUUGUGUGGAUGUGAAAGGUCUGUAUCAUUGGUUUUAGAUGGAUGAAGUUCGAACUCUAUUGAAUAUCGAUUAAAAAUCACCCAAAUGGGUUGCUUGCUCAAUAAAUUUCGACGAUUAUUAAAUAAAUCCAAAUGGAUCACUAGACAUUUAUCCUACUAUUAUCAAAAAUAAUAUCAGAGUUCUUAUUCUUAGUGGAGAUGUAGAUGGAGUGGUACCAAUAGUGGGUACUCUUUAUUGGAUUGAUAAACUUCAAUAAUAAUUAUAGUUGAAUACAAUAAAGCCAUGGAGACCUUGGUAUAUUCCUGCUUUAAGAGAAUGCGAUAAAGAUUAAAAUGCAGGAAAUGUGUUUGAUAUUGAGGGUUUGACCUUUGUUAGCUUCAGGAAUGCAGGACAUGAAGUACCCGCUGACCAAAGAAUUUAAUCUAAGAUAGUCUUAGAGAAAUUUUUAAGAUAGGAAUAUUUAUGA
This is a messenger RNA of Paramecium tetraurelia, 1428 nucleotides long. RefSeq lists its product as uncharacterized. The record is from RefSeq and is a predicted model, not a curated record. NCBI's taxonomy places the organism in Eukaryota, Ciliophora, Oligohymenophorea, Peniculida, Parameciidae. Gene Ontology annotation, biological process: proteolysis. Gene Ontology annotation, molecular function: serine-type carboxypeptidase activity. The transcript has 5 exons.